CUUAGCGUUAUUGGAGCUAUCUGAGCACGUGCACUCCCUCAGGUACUGCUCUGGUGGCUGCAGGCGACCCGAAAGGCCUUCUUGCCAAUACUCCAGAGCGGGCUUGAGGGGCGUCGAUGGCGGAGGCCGCAGCUGAUAGUGGGGGUAACGGCGAUUCCGGAGUCAGUGCGGCCGAGCGGGGAGUGGCACCCAUUAAAACGCAAUACUGUACCACCAAGGAACGCUUCCACGAAUAUCUGGUUGCAAACAAGCAGGUCAGCCAGGAAACUGGGACAAGAGACCCUGAUGGCAGUGAGCCAGCCGAGCCCGAGGCCAAGAAGAUCCGCCUGGAAGAAAAACAGGAGGAAAAUGGGGAGACCCAGGGGGCAGCUGAGCAACCACACGCCCCCAAGAGGGCCCGGGGCCAGAACAAGAGCCGGCCCCACGUGAAACCCACACACUACGACAAGGACAGGCUCUGCCCAUCCCUGGUCCAGGAUUCAGCCUCUGCCUGUGUGUUUGGUGACCGCUGCCGCUUCCUGCAUGAUGUGGGCCGCUACCUGGAGAGCAAGCCGGCUGACCUGGGACCCCGCUGUGUACUCUUUGACACCUUUGGCAAGUGUCCCUACGGUGUGACCUGUCGCUUUGCAGGGACGCACCUGGGACCUGAGGGUCAGAACCUGGUGCAGGAAGAGCUGGUGGCCCAUUGCACACUCCUCCCGCGUGUGCGCAAUGGCCUGGAUCGAGCACUGCAGCAGCAGUUGCGGAAGCGACAGGUACCCUUUGAGCGAGCUGAACAGGCCCUGCGCCACCUGGCCACCCCAGAGCAGAACAGCUGUGACACCCAACCAGACCUCGCAGGACAUGGGGCUGGUAUCCCGCCCAGCAGCCCGGUGCCCACCUGUGGACCUUUGACUGACGAGGAUGUGAUCCGAAUGCGGCCGUCGGAGAAGAAACGGUUGGACAUCAGCGGGAAGCUGUAUCUGGCUCCGCUCACCACGUGUGGGAACCUGCCGUUCCGACGCAUCUGCAAGCGUUUCGGUGCCGACGUGACAUGUGGGGAGAUGGCCGUGUGCACCAACCUGCUACAGGGACAGAUGUCUGAGUGGGCCCUCCUGAAGAGACACCCCAGCGAGGACAUCUUUGGGGUUCAGCUAGAGGGCGCCUUCCCGGACACAAUGACGAAGUGUGCGGAACUCCUGAACCGCACAAUUGAUGUGGACUUUGUGGACAUCAAUGUGGGCUGCCCCAUCGACCUGGUGUAUAAGAAGGGUGGUGGCUGUGCACUCAUGAACCGCUCAACCAAGUUCCAGCAGAUUGUUCGGGGCGUGAAUGAGGUGCUGGAUGUACCUCUGACUGUGAAGAUGCGUACAGGUGUCCAGGAGCGUGUGAGCCUGGCACACCGCCUGCUGCCUGAGCUCCGGGACUGGGGUGUUGCUCUGGUCACGCUCCAUGGUCGCUCUCGGGAACAGCGCUACACCAGGCUGGCCGACUGGCCCUACAUUGAGCAGUGCGCCAAGGUGGCCAGCCCCAUGCCUCUCUUUGGAAAUGGGGACAUCUUGUCCUUUGAGGAUGCCAACCGUGCUAUGCAGACUGGGGUUGCAGGUGUCAUGAUUGCCCGUGGCGCCUUGCUAAAGCCCUGGCUGUUUACGGAGAUCAAAGAACAGAGACACUGGGACAUCUCAUCAACUGAACGCCUGGACAUCCUGAAGGACUUCACCCACUAUGGCCUGGAGCACUGGGGCUCUGACACGCAGGGUGUGGAGCGUACCCGGCGCUUUCUUCUAGAGUGGCUCUCCUUCCUGUGCAGGUAUGUGCCUGUGGGCCUACUGGAGAGACUCCCUCAGAGGAUCAAUGAGCGGCCACCUUACUACUUGGGCCGGGACCACCUGGAGACACUCAUGGCCAGCCAGCAGGCUGCAGACUGGAUUCGAAUCAGUGAGAUGCUGCUUGGACCAGUUCCACCGGGCUUUGUCUUCCUGCCCAAGCACAAGGCCAACGCCUACAAGUAGCAACGAAGACAAUAAAUUCUAUUCUUUUACAA
Messenger RNA from Nannospalax galili (Upper Galilee mountains blind mole rat), 2023 nucleotides. RefSeq names its product dihydrouridine synthase 3 like (gene Dus3l). The transcript is spliced from 13 exons. Bases 117 to 1991 code for a protein of 624 amino acids. Gene Ontology annotation, biological process: tRNA processing. NCBI's taxonomy places the organism in Eukaryota, Metazoa, Chordata, Mammalia, Rodentia, Spalacidae. Gene Ontology annotation, molecular function: RNA binding; tRNA dihydrouridine synthase activity; flavin adenine dinucleotide binding. The record is from RefSeq and is a predicted model, not a curated record.